Molecule: messenger RNA, 753 nt
Organism: Parasteatoda tepidariorum (common house spider)
Lineage: Eukaryota; Metazoa; Arthropoda; Arachnida; Araneae; Theridiidae
Product: tigger transposable element-derived protein 1
Cellular component (GO): nucleus
Molecular function (GO): DNA binding
Source: RefSeq, a predicted model, not a curated record
AUGUCAAACACGAAAGAAACAAGGAAAGGGUUAAAAAGAAAGUUUAUAUCUCUUGAAGAUAAAAUCGAAAUUCUAAAUCGUUUAGAAGGCGGGGAAAAACUAUCGUCGGUUGCAAAAUCAACCAAGUUGAAUGAAUCUACAAUUCGAACCCUAAAGAAAAAUGCAGACAAUAUAAGGAAAACUGUGGCAGAUGGCUGUCCGUUAGGUGCGAAACGUGUUACUCGCACACGAAAUUCUAAUCUGGUUAAAAUGGAACGGGCGUUAAUGAUCUGGUUGGAAGACUGUAUAGCCAAAAAGAUUCCUAUCAGUGGAAAUCUUAUCAAGCAGAAAGCACUUAAAAUCUAUGAACAUUUAAGGAAUAUUGGGCAUUCUUCUGCAGAGCUAGAAAAUCAUUCGUUUGUCGCGAGUAAAGGGAGGUUUGAAAAACUAAAAAAAAGGUACUCAUUACACAAUAUUAAGUUUCAAGGAGAACAGGCCUCAGCAGAUGCUGAGACUGCCAAGAAUUAUAAUCUGGAAUUAGCUAGAAUUAUCAAUGAAGGAGGCUAUUCACCUCAUCAGAUUUUUAACGCCGAUGAGACGGCAUUAUAUUGGAAAAAACUACCAUCUAGAACCUUCAUUUUGAAAAAUCAAAGACGUGCUCAGGGGUUUAAACCUUCAAAAGAACGUCUCACCCUUCAUAUGUGCAGCAAUCUAUCAGGGAGCCUGAUGAUAAAACCUAUGAUAAUAAAUCGUUCUUCAACUCCCCGUGUAUGA